AAGAGUUGCAUAUUCAUACAGUAGUUUCAUACUUGCAUGUAAAAAGAUCACUAAGAUGCAGCUAAUUACCAAGGUCUUACAAAUGACUUGGUUAACCCUGAGAAGUCGGACACCAUUAAUUCUUUGUCAAUCAACAUCAAAUUAAAACUAAUAAAAUCAUGAAAACUGGUCCAACUAAUUGUUAAUUCAGUUUUUGAUUCUAUAUAAACCCUGCCCUCAAACAAAUUUAAAACCAUCCAAAAUUCCCACCUUACGAGUCAUAGUAGUACUAUUGCCUCUAAGGUUGGAAUCAUGGCGAGGAAUUCACAAGCAAUUUUGUUGGCUCUUUUUGUCUGUUUGAUUGGAUUUGAUCAUCAACACUCUCUGGUUGUUGAAGCCAACUUCUGGGAUACCACCUUUAUCAACUGGGGAGCUCAUCACGCCAGUGUUUACAACAAUGGUGACGAUAUGCAACUUGUUUUAGAUAAAAGUGCAGGAUCAGGAAUUGAAAGCAAGAAAGAGUACCUUUUUGGUAGUGUUGAAAUGCAAAUCAAACUAGUAUCCGGGAAUUCUGCAGGAACCGUCACCGCUUACUAUCUAUCUUCCAAGGGUGACAAGCACGACGAAAUUGAUUUCGAGUUCUUAGGUAAUGUAUCAGGAAAACCUUAUAUCAUGCAUACAAAUGUCUUUGCUGAAGGAGUUGGAAACAAAGAACAGCAAUUCUACCCUUGGUUCGAUCCUACCACAGACUUCCACAAUUACACCAUUCACUGGAACCCAAGCGAGAUUGUGUGGUUCAUCGACAGUAUUCCAAUCCGUGUGUUCCGUAACUACGAAUUCUUGGGAAUUAAAUAUCCAAACAAGCAGGGUAUGAAGGCUUACAGCAGUUUAUGGAAUGCUGAUGACUGGGCAACUAGAGGUGGGCUUGACAAAAUAGAUUGGAAUAAGGCACCCUUCUCCGCAAGAUUGCGAAAGUUCUCACCAAGGGCUUGCACUUGGUUUGGACAAGGCAGCAUCAGCUACUGUAACUCAAAAGAUAAGUGGUAUACAUCUUCUGAAUAUAGCAGCCUGAAUGAGGCUCAGAAAGGUCAGAUGAAAUGGGUUAGAGACAAGUAUAUGAUCUAUGACUACUGCAAGGAUGGUAAAAGGUUCAAUUGGAACAUGCCCCGCGAGUGUUCUUUGCAACAGUCUUAAAACCGGCAUCUUGAAUUCCUAAAUACAACGCAGAUGUCUGGUCUAUAUUUUUAUGCGAAGAAUAAACAUAUGGGGUCAACAAUUUUUACAUUACAUUUUUUCAUUAUUGUUUUAACCGUUUUUUCACAAGCAUCCUAUAAAAUUCUUGUAUUAUGGGAGUGAAAAUCACGUAUUUUACUUUGUUUUCACAAGCAUUCUUCCACAUUGCUGCAUUGCGGCAGGGAAUACUAUACCACUUACUAUUUUUUA
This is a messenger RNA of Papaver somniferum (opium poppy), 1422 nucleotides long. RefSeq names its product probable xyloglucan endotransglucosylase/hydrolase protein 26. The record is from RefSeq and is a predicted model, not a curated record. The transcript is spliced from 4 exons. Bases 292 to 1173 code for a protein of 293 amino acids. Gene Ontology annotation, cellular component: apoplast; cell wall. Gene Ontology annotation, molecular function: xyloglucan:xyloglucosyl transferase activity; hydrolase activity, hydrolyzing O-glycosyl compounds. Gene Ontology annotation, biological process: cell wall biogenesis; xyloglucan metabolic process. NCBI's taxonomy places the organism in Eukaryota, Viridiplantae, Streptophyta, Magnoliopsida, Ranunculales, Papaveraceae.